This is a messenger RNA of Aureobasidium pullulans EXF-150, 982 nucleotides long. RefSeq lists its product as uncharacterized. NCBI's taxonomy places the organism in Eukaryota, Fungi, Ascomycota, Dothideomycetes, Dothideales, Saccotheciaceae. The transcript has a single exon. The record is from RefSeq and is a predicted model, not a curated record. The coding region runs from base 1 to 909 and encodes 302 amino acids.
AUGACUACGAUGUCGGAAGACUCAUCCCAAGGUCUGGAUCACCCUUGUCCAUCCACCAUAUCCACGCCAUACCUACUCCCACAAGGGCUUGUUGCCCCGUCUCAAGCCGAAGCCAAAAUCGCAGCCUUGUCUGUUGAACAACAGCACGAGACCGCCAAACAGCAACGUCUGCAACAACGUCAGGAAUACCAGAUACAGUAUUAUAGAAAACUCCCAGCCCGGCGAUGGGAGGAGAUGCGGGCAGCCGCGGAAAGUUAUGAAAGAAAGAACAUCGUCACGCAGCAACCAAGACUACCGGUUAUGAAGCAGACGGUGAGGACGAAGAAGUAUGAACUAGCGGAGAACUCCACUAUGAUGCAGAACCCGAUGCAGGAAGCGAUGCAGGAACAGCGAAAGGUGACAACACAGGCACAAAGAUUAGCCAACAUGCGGAGAACAAGAGAAGCCAAGAAGCUGCAACAGCGAGAAGCUGCCAAACAACAGAUGAACGAAGACGCAAACCACAAUCGCCAACAGCUCGUCUGUCCACCCAUCAGCUGGGAGCAAUUCUAUGGCCAGAAGUUCAAAAUGCACAUCAAAGACUGCCAAUCUGGUCACUCCAAUGAAACCAGAACGAAGUUGUUGCAGAGAAUCGACAAUGAAUAUGCUGAAUAUCACCAGCAAUUCUACAAGCAACAAAGGGAUGAUCAGAAGAAGUGUGAUGAAGAGGAAGGCAAUGAUAUCUCGGAGUUGACACAGGGCAUGAAGGAUAUGUCUAUCGCACAAGCUGCCGAGGAGAAGGUUACAGAGGUGAAGCAGGAUAUCUUGGAGACACAGGCUCAGAUGCAGGACGUUGCUGAUCAGGAUGGAUACAUGGAUCUCGCAGAGGAAGGUACUGACGACGGCGAAGACUGGGUUGUUGUUGAUUGAGCGAAAGAUAAGUAUCUCUUAUCAGAGAUAACAAGAACACUCCUCUGCGGCGUACUCUUCCCAUAUCAUGAAG